CUCAAAACGAUCACCCUCCAAAAAUCCUAUUGCCCUUCUUUAAUUCCACCAAAAAAGCCAUGCUCCCCUUACCUUUAUUCCCUUCUCCUCCUCCUCCUCCUCCUCCUCCUCCUUAUUGGACCUUCCUUUCUCUCUUCUCUCUUCUCAUCUUUCCGGAAGAACAGAACACAGAGAAAAAACAGAGAAGGGAUGAUAGAGCGUUGGGUUCUGGACAGUAUUAUCAAUCGAUUGGUUGAAGUGAGAAGAAAGCCAGGGAAGCAGGUCCAGCUCUCUGAGAAUGAAAUUGUGCAGCUCUGCGUCACUUCACGACAGAUUCUCUUGGACCAGCCCGUUCUCCUCGAGCUUGAAGCUCCCAUCAACAUCUGCGGGAGACAUUCAUGGACAAUACAGCGACCUCCUGCGCCUCUUCGAGAGUGGAGGCUUCCCUCCACGCGCCAACUACCUCUUCCUGGGAGACUACGUGGACAGAGGCAAACAAAGCCUCGAAACCAUCUGCCUCCUCUUAGCUUACAAGAUCAAGUACCCCGAAAACUUCUUCCUCUUGAGAGGCAACCACGAGUGCGCCUCCGUGAACCGGAUCUACGGCUUCUACGAUGAAUGCAAACGCCGCUACAGCGUCAGGCUGUGGAAGGUCUUCACCGACUGCUUCAACUGCCUCCCCGUGGCGGCCCUGGUCGACGACAAGAUCCUCUGCAUGCACGGCGGGCUGUCGCCGGACCUCCACAGCUUGGACCAGAUCAGGAACCUGCCUCGACCCACUGCGAUACCCGAGAGUGGGCUGCUGUGCGAUUUGGUGUGGUCCGAUCCGUCGAGGGAGGUUCGAGGGUGGGGAGCUAAUGAGAGAGGGGUUUCGUAUACGUUUGGGGCGGAUCGGGUUGCUGAGUUCCUGCGGAAGCAUGAUCUCGAUCUAAUCUGCAGGGCGCAUCAGGUUAUGGAAGAUGGAUAUGAGUUCUUUGCCAAUAAGCAACUGGUGACUAUAUUCUCGGCACCUAAUUACUGUGGGGAGUUCGACAAUGCUGGUGCAAUGAUGAGCGUGGAUGAGAACUUGCUGUGCUCAUUUCAGAUACUUGGGCCUAUGGAGAAGAAACCCAGGUUUGGGUUUCCGGGUAUUGGUUCAGCUAAGCCAACUCCAAGUCCUGCUAAAAUCAAGUCAUUUCUGAGGGUAUAGCUAGGGGGAAUCCGAUGCCAUUUGACAUGGAUUGUGAUAAAAGGAGUCAACUUUCUAGCUCUGAGAGAGCUAGCUAGCUGAGUGGAAGGAACAACUUGUGCCGGCAAAAUAGUGAAUUGGGUUUGAUGAUUUGAUGUUUAUAUGAUGCAACAUUUAGUCCCUCGGCAUGUUCCCCAGUGGAAGGUGUGAUACAAUAAUCUCACGGGCCAAAAAUGUAAAGUUUGAUCAAUCUCUGUAUUCUGGUCUACUUUCCAUAUCCAUCAUUGGUUCCAUUGUUGUGUGCUUUUCAUUAAUAGAGGCUCUUACAAAAAUUAUGAAGAGAUGAUGGAUGUCGUGUCCUUAAAUGUGCACUAACCAACAAGAUUGUUGAUGUAUGCCACGCCCCCAUAUAAUUCACUGGUGGGUCAACUCCUCUCAAAGUCGCCAAGUUUGUUCAAGAUCUGGGGAUGGGCGAAACGGUCAUGGAGUCGAGAAGGUCGAGUUUAUGUCUCGCCACUGAAUGAGAACCUCUAUCCUUUCUAGCUCCCUAAUACUGAUUCGCGUGCUUGUGUUUUGGAAAAUGGUCCAUGGGAUGGAACUGUGAGAAGUGAGAACAGUCUAGUAUUUGUGAGGAAAUGGACCCCUGGGAUUCAGUUGUUAACUCUUAAUUUGGGGGUUCUUCCUAUUUGAGUGAGUAUUUGGGGAUUGCCUCUCCAAUAUUUCACAAUGGAUGGUUUGAGG
Molecule: messenger RNA, 1888 nt
Organism: Linum tenue
Lineage: Eukaryota; Viridiplantae; Streptophyta; Magnoliopsida; Malpighiales; Linaceae
Source: the annotation of a GenBank genome assembly